Molecule: messenger RNA, 3913 nt
Organism: Rhincodon typus (whale shark)
Lineage: Eukaryota; Metazoa; Chordata; Chondrichthyes; Orectolobiformes; Rhincodontidae
Product: solute carrier family 13 member 5-like
Exons: 12
Coding region: 41-2041 (666 amino acids)
Biological process (GO): monoatomic anion transmembrane transport
Cellular component (GO): membrane
Molecular function (GO): transmembrane transporter activity
Source: RefSeq, a predicted model, not a curated record
UUCACACAGUGUUGGGUUGUUCAGGGACUUGGCUGAAGCUAUGAUCAAGUACUGGAAGAUUGUGUGGGCUUUCCGUAGCCAGCUGAUUAUAUUCCUGGUGCCACUCUUACUGCUACCACUCCCUCUGGUCAUCCCAACAAAGGAGGCUGGCUGUGGCUACACAAUCAUCCUUAUGGCUAUAUACUGGUGCACCGAGGCACUCCCACUAGCUGUCACUGCCCUCAUUCCCGUGCUACUCUUCCCAAUGUUCGGAAUCAUGGAUUCACAGCUGGUGUGUAUGCAGUACCUGAAGGAUACGAACAUGCUGCUGGUUGGGGGAUUGAUGGUGGCAGUAGCAGUGGAACACUGGAACCUUCACAAACGUAUCGCACUGAGGGUACUGCUCAUUGUUGGAGUUAAACCAUCGCUGUUAAUGAUGGGGUUCAUGAGUGUGACUGCCUUCCUGUCGAUGUGGAUCAGUAACACAGCAACCACUGCCAUGAUGGUCCCCAUUGCCCAGGCCGUGUUAGACCAGCUCCACAAAGCAGAAAGCAGCAGCUUGGAGUAUAGUCUGGACAAAGACCAUGAGGAGCUGGAACUGCAGGAGAAGAGUACAGUGAAGACUGAAGAUAAAGUCAUCAUUAAUUCCCACGCCUUUGAGAUACCACCUGAGAAACUCAACAGCACCAACAUAGAGACACAGAACAUCAAGCAAAUGGAUCAUUCCAAAUGUGACAUGAAUGGCACGGCUGAGAAAUAUAAUGGGCAGCUUCCUGGAACAGAAGACAGGACCUUCCUGGAGAAGGACAGAGAGAUGAAGUUGCAGAAACACCUGAAGCUCUCGAAGGGGAUGAGCCUGAGUGUUUGCUACGCAGCCAGUAUCGGGGGCACUGCCACGCUUACUGGUACCACUCCGAACCUCAUCAUGAAGGGGCAGUUAGAUGACCUCUUCCCAAAGAAUGGAGACAUUAUAAAUUUUGCAACCUGGUUUGGUUUCUCCUUCCCAUGCAUGUUCAUCAUGUUGGCACUGACAUGGGUCUGGCUUCAGAUCUUGUACCUGGGAUUUAACAUGAAGGAGAAUUUCGGAUGUGGUGCUGCACAUUCCCAGAAGGAUGCAUCUGCGUACCGAGUGAUCAAGGAGGAGGUGAAGAACUUGGGCAGAAUGACAUUUGCAGAGAUUGCUGUCCUCAUCCUCUUCAUCCUGUUAGUCAUCCUGUGGUUCACCAGGGACCCCGGCUUCAUACCUGGCUGGGCAACUGCACUCUUUAACAAAGGUGGAAAAGACAUCCAAAUGGAAAAUGGGAAACCAGCUGAAAGGAAGACACUGUCAGGGCUACAGGAGUGUGGGAUCUACUGGGUUACACAUUCAUACAGCUAUCAGAGACUGAAUGGCCUCAUCAGCUCCCACAGAGGGUAUUUCUUGACACCAGAGGGAUUCAUGUUGGAAAUGGUUUUGGUCUCCUGUCUCCUUGUGACUGGCAUUGGAGGGAAGGAGAGGCAUCGGGAGGGAGGUAAUGGAUACAGAUAUGGUCCUGCUCCUGCGUUGCUGAACUGGAAAACUGUUCAAGACAACCUAGCCUGGAAUAUCGUCGUGCUACUGGGAGGGGGCUUUGCACUGGCUAAAGGCAGUGAGGAGUCGGGCUUUUCUGAAUGGCUUGGAGCACAACUGACCCCUCUUGAGGCUGUCCCAUCCUGGGCUAUAGUUGUCAUCCUCUGCCUGUUGAUUGCUACAUUCACAGAAUGUGCCAGCAAUGUUGCAACAACAUCACUCUUCCUCCCAAUUCUGGCUGCGAUGGCGAAACGUAUCAACUUACACCCCCUCUACGUCAUGCUGCCCUCCACCCUCUGUGCUUCAUUCGCAUUCAUGCUGCCAGUGGCAACACCCCCAAACUCCAUCGUCUUCUCCUAUGGUUACCUGAAGGUGGCUGAUAUGGCAAAGACUGGAGUUGUAGUGAAUCUGAUCGGGGUGCUGGUCAUCACACUGGCCGUGAACACGUGGGGUCGGGUUAUGUUUGAUCUGGGCACCUUUCCUGAUUGGGCAAAUUCGACCUUGGUACCAUGAUCUGAGUGAGGUAAUUCACAUCGGUCUCGAAAAGAUGACGAACUUCUGCUGCUGCACGGAAUCUACCCUGAACUUGUUAAUUGUGUCCUACAUCAAAAAUAUAUAGGAAAUGACUACCAGACUCCUGAGACCGCAUAAGAUCAUGAUUGCACACAAACCUAGAGCAACACUGUGCCAAAUGUUAGCAAAGACUAAAGACCCUAUACUGACAGUAAACAAGAUCAAAGUGAUAUACAGAAUACCAUACAACGAGUGCAACAAACAAUAGGGAGGAAACUGACCACCACGAUACAUGAACACCAGCUGGCACAAAAAGAUAUGACCAAUAUUCACUUGUCUCAAUACACACAGACAAUGAAAGCCAUCGAUUCGACUGGGACAGAGUGACCAUACUGGGCUAAGCGAACAUCAGACAUGCAAGGGAAUUUCUCAACACGGGACUCCAUUAACACACACACAGAAAUAGACCCUGUAUACAGGCUGCUGCUAAAACAACAGAACCAGAAGCGACAAGCCCAUCCCACCAGAGGAUCACGUAAAUCCAGAAGGAAGCAGAACACCAACAUUUCAAUUAGAGGUCGCAGUGAGGAUGUUGCCUAGAAAGGUAACGAAAUGUCUGCACACCACAGAACAACUGGCUCGGCGAGUUAAUGAACAACUGUAUUUUAAUUAUUGAAAUAGAACCUCCCAGGUGUCUCAGUGGGUGUAGAUUUUGAUGCGACGUGGGGAAAUUUUAAGUGUACAUUCAGAACUUGAAUUCUCCAGACUCCCCUCAUCAGGAGUCUGAUGCAGGAAAGCGGAAAAUCUUCUGACGGAAGAGGAUCUGGAGCUGAAAGCAGGAAACCUCACGAGCUUGAGGACACCCCACUGCCAGCCCUGCGAUAUUCCAGCUUUUUACCCCCUUUGAUAUCCGGCUGGUUUCGUUGAGUCUGGUUUGGGAUUUGGACACUUGUCUGUGUGACCGUCAAUGUUUAUUCAUUGAUUAAAUUCCACUUGGUUGCCAAGGUAGGAUUUGGACCUGUGUCCCCACGGCCUUACCUGGGACUCUGGAUUAAUAAUCCAGGACAUUCCCACUGUGGAACCAUCUCCACCUUUGUUCUGUAGGUAGCUGUCUGGACCUGUGUGUAUAUAUAUGUGUGUAUUGGGAUUUGCGCCUGUAUUCUGGUGUGACUGUACCUGAAUGUCAGCCAGCACCUGUGUGUUCAGGUGUAUCCAUACCUAGGUGUCCAUACCUGUACAUCUGUACCUGCGUGCCUGUACUUGUGUCCAUACCUUUUUGCCUGGGUGUUUCUGUACCUGUGUGCCCAGGUGUCUGUAUCUGCGUGCCUGUACCUGUGUCUGUCGUUGUGUGUCUACCUUUUUACCUGGGAGUGCCUGUACCUGCGUGCCCCAUUGUACCUCAGUGUCCUGUGUGCUUGUACCUCUGUCUAUAUUUGUGUGUCCAGGUGUGUUUUUCUGUGAGUGAACCUUUGUGUGUUUGAAUGAAACUGUGUGUGUUUGAGGGUGUGUGUUUGGCAUGUGUCAGUAUCUGUGUGGGAGUGUGGCUGGGAACAAAUGUGCAUGUGUGAGUGUGUGACAGUGUGAGUGCACGUGUGGAGACAUUGUAUGUGUCUGUGUUUUUGCAAGGCGGUGUGUGAGUGAGUGUGUGAUUGAGAGAGUGUGACGUGUGUGUGUGUGUGUGUGUCUGUGUGUCAGGGGGUCUGAUAACAGGAGUGUGAAUGCAGAAAGCUGACCGACUCCCAGCCCAUUGUACAUUCCCUUCACAAACAUCAUAAUGUCAGGAUUUUGGAGGUACAGGUUUGCUGCAAAAUAUUUAUUGUUUGCAGAGGAUUGCACUUUUGUAGAAAUGUGAUAAAUAAACUUACAAGCCUU